Messenger RNA from Panicum virgatum (switchgrass), 1598 nucleotides. Its product is annotated as putative rRNA methyltransferase YlbH. The transcript is spliced from 9 exons. Gene Ontology annotation, biological process: rRNA methylation. Gene Ontology annotation, molecular function: methyltransferase activity. The coding region runs from base 117 to 1058 and encodes 313 amino acids. NCBI's taxonomy places the organism in Eukaryota, Viridiplantae, Streptophyta, Magnoliopsida, Poales, Poaceae. The record is from RefSeq and is a predicted model, not a curated record.
CACAAUCAGGCUGUCGAGAGCACACUCCUCUGCGAUAGAGGAAACCUCUCUUAUCCCCUCUCGUCUCGUCUCCCGGGAAGGAACGGGCGCUGCCGAGCUCGCGCCACCCAUCGCCGAUGGCGUCCUCCACUCUCGCCGCUCCCCCCUUCCUCCCGACUCUUCCCGCCCCAAACCCCAGUAAGCGAGUGUCCAUCCGAACCUCCGUUCGCCGUCUCCCCGUCGCAGCCUCCGCGGCCCCUUCGGGCGCCGCUGCGGCGGCGAGGGAGCGCAGGCGCUUCCUGGAGCGGUACGGGCUCAACCCCGACGACUUCGAGGAUGACGCGGAGGAGGACCCAAGGGAAGAGAGGAGGAGGGAUAGGCGGGGGCGGCGGCGGUCGGGGAGAGGGGAGGAGGCCGCGGAGGCUUCGGUUGCUCCGUCGAAAGCGACGGAGCCUCGGGAGACUCACAAAUUGCUUCAGGUGCUAGGUGGAAAAGUCCGUAGAAGAAAAUUACUUUCACCCAAAGAUAGGAAUGUUCGUCCAAUGAUGGAAGUAGUCCGAGGAGCAGCCUUUGACAUUUUGCAGUCAGCUGGUGGUUCUCCUGCUUCACUCAGACCAGGUCGGUGGUUAGACUUGUAUAGUGGUACUGGAUCUGUUGGAAUCGAAGCUAUGAGCCGAGGAUGUUCAGAGGCACAUUUUGUUGAGAUGGAUCCUUGGGUUAUCUCGGAGGUUCUUAAACCAAAUCUGGAGUGUACUGGAUUUCUUGAUGUCUCACAGAUACAUAUGCUUCGUGUUGAAAAUUUUUUGGCCAAUGCCGAAAAAUCUCAAGGUAAAUAUCCUUCCUUUGAUUAUAUUAGUGUAACACCACCAUAUCUGGAGGUCAACUAUAGCACACUACUCGAUCAACUUUCAAGGUCACCAUUGGUUGGAAAAGAUUGUUUCAUUCUAGUUGAGUACCCACUGAAAACAGAUAUGGCUGAAUCCUGCGGAAACCUUAUAAAGAUAGCUGACAGGAGGUUUGGUAGAACCAACUUGUUAAUAUACGGGCCAACAUGGUCAGAGAAAAAGAGAAGAACUUGAGAUGAUUUCUGAAGCAUCAAGGCAACACACAAGAUAUAUACUUGAUGACGAGAAAUGAGGUUGUUACAUCAUAUCAUCGCCUGCCAAGAAUUGAUACCACCGUUGGGCGAGGUUAAGCUUUCAACUUCUGUACCAGAGAUAACUGACCUAGCGCAUAGGAAAAACGUCAUUCACGGUGCAUUAAGAGAUCAUACGUCUCUUUCAUUCCGGUUCACCGAUCGGCAUCCCAGAAUGAAAAAAAUGGCCAUCUGCCUUCCAAGCAUCAGCAUCAGGUCACAUUUCAUAACACCUUGGGAAAGAGAUGUCUGACUGUACGUUGCUAUUGCUAUGUUAAUUGAGUAACUGAUGCCGCAUCUAGUAUUCUUUUGAGAAGGCUUGUACACUUCCAUAAUUGUAUCAAGCGUGCCCGUAUUUUGUGUCCUGUAUGAUCAAGAGUACCUAUAUGUAAAUCAGGUACGCCGGUUCAACCUGCAGCUUUUAGUCUGUUAACAAUAGCUUAACGCACUCGAUCUCAGUAGGCCCAAUGAUGGUGCCGAUUAA